AAACCAAUCCUUUCAUAAAACACAGAGCCAUUUACUCACUACUAUCAGUAUAAUUUACCGGCCUUUCAGGUAAUAAAGCUACAAAGUCACUUAACAUAGGAGUUCAAAGGAAUAGACAUUGAAGAAAAAAUAGCAUUGAAAACAAACGUGAAUGGAGUUCCAAGAUGUUUCAGCGAUGUUUGGCACGAUAGCUGUACUUUCAGUCCUUGGCAACGCUAUCUUGGGUGUUGUGAUCGCGCGUAGACGCUUAAUGUUAAAGAAGACCUACAAUGUGUUGAUCUUGGACCUCGCCAUCUGUGAUGCACUAACAGAAUGUCCGUAUAUCCAAGUGUUACUCCAUUUUCUACUAAUUGUUUUAUCCUUAGGGGUUUUCCUUGUGCUGACACCCAUCUACAUCAUUCCCAUGAAGUCGUUCCCGGUGAUGAGCGGAGGGAGUGGGCGCGCUUUCUGUCGUGCCAUAUUCUCAACCUACUGCUUGUUCGUCUGCGGAAAGGCGUCUAACACUACCAUCAUGUGUUUGGCCAUCGAACGAUGGUGCGCUGUGGUCAGACCAACAAAAUACAAGGCGAACUUUAACCGCAAGCGAGUCUCUUUAUACAUCGCCUUAAUUUGGUUGGCCGCGGCAGCGACCGAAGUUUUUGAGUUGUUCGUCGCUGAUCUAAUGCCUGACGGAAGAUGCGAAUGGAUCACUCCUUUCUACGGGGAGGAACUCAAUAAAGCUUUUCUCGUGUUUCACAUCACAAUUACAUUCUACAUCCCCAUGACCAUCACGUGGAUUUCAUUUGCCCAUAUUUGGUACCGCAUGUCACACAAUCAGGUCUCGACUCAGCAAGGAGAUUCAACCAAAAAAAGCGUGGUCAGAAUGUGCAUGUUGGCUGCUUUGCUGCUAACUCUCUGCUGGUUUCCGACAGAAACCUUUUGGAUCCUGAAGCAAUACAAGGUGGUCGUCCUACCCAAUGUUUGGUACUGGGUAUUUAACUUCUUUGCCUUCUUAAACUCCUGCUGCAACCCUCCUUUGUACUGCUUGACCAACAAGACCUACCGCCGGGAAGUGCUCGGCCUGCCUGGGUGUGGCAAGUGCGGAGCAGAGGUUGCCCCAGAAAAUGCAGCAGGCCAAUCCAUGCAUUCCCAAAGCAGAAUCUACGAGAUACGGAAGGCAGCGACGGAGCAGAGAGUGGUUGAUGUUGAGGAAUCGGCCAUGGCUGAAACAAUGAUGACUUCAACCAUGGCAGACGAGUCCAUGCAAGUAAUUUUGUUGAAGUGGCAAGAGACCGUGUCUUACUAUGAAUCGAAGAUACAGGGAAGUAAGGUACACGAGGGCAACGCACUGGAGAGUAAGACAAAGGAGAACAAGGUACAGGAAGAGCAAGGUACGGGAGAACAAGGUACAGGAGAACAAGGUACAGGAGAACAAGGUACAGGAGAACAAGGUACAGAAGAGCAAGGUACAGGAGAGCAAGGUGCAGGAGAACAAGGUACAGAAGAACAAGGUACAGGAGAACAAGGUACAGGAGAACAAGGUACAGGAGAACAAGGUACAGGAGAACAAGGUACAGGAGAGCAAGGUACAGAAGAACAAGGUACAUCAGAACAAGGUACACUAGAAAAAGGUACAGGAGAACAAGGUACAGGAGAACCAGGUACAUGAGAACAAGGUACAAGAGAACGAGGUAGCGGAUGCAAGCGAAGGUGGAGCACAUCGGAUACGACGAUGACGAAGAAACUAGCGAAUCUUAGACAUCAUUUCGACGGGCAAUACAGAGAACCCUAAGAGCAUUUCUCUAUAUAAACAUGAAAAAAAUCAUAUUAAAUCUUGACAUUAUAAUAUUUGAUAACAGUAACAAAGUAGUUGGUGACCAACUGUACAUAAGAGUAAUCUGGCUAAUUUUGUUGUUGUCAAUACACGGAACCACGAAUAAGGUAUAGCAUUUUUGAAUUUCGCUGCCGACGUUCAUUUUUUAGUUAUUAGUUAUUUUAAAAAUGAAAGGUGAUAUUACAUAGUCAUGGCAAUGAUUUUAA
Molecule: messenger RNA, 2019 nt
Organism: Nematostella vectensis (starlet sea anemone)
Lineage: Eukaryota; Metazoa; Cnidaria; Anthozoa; Actiniaria; Edwardsiidae
Product: melatonin receptor type 1C-like
Exons: 2
Coding region: 152-1648 (498 amino acids)
Biological process (GO): G protein-coupled receptor signaling pathway
Cellular component (GO): membrane
Molecular function (GO): G protein-coupled receptor activity
Source: RefSeq, a predicted model, not a curated record